AUGUUUUUAGCUUGGAAACUAGUUCCGAAGAUAGUAGGAGGAACGGAGGCUGCUGAAGGAGAAUUCCCAUACCUGGCUUCAUUGAGAGUAUACGAUUACCGAAAUGUGUUGACCCAUUUUUGUGGAAGCUCUAUCAUCUCCCAUUGGUUCGUGUUGACUGCAGCCCAUUGCAUGCUAGACUAUCCCAAAGACAGAAUAGAAGUAGUGGUCGGUACAAACGACUUUUGGAGUGGCGGUGCCAAAUACAAAAUUGAUAAAUACAUCAAUCAUGAAAACUACAACAAAACCUCAUUUGCGAACGACAUAAGCCUAAUUCUAGUCAACAGACAAAUUCAGUUGGGGGAGAAAGGUGAUUCUGGAGGUGCGCUUGUCUUUAAUGGAACUGUACAUGGAAUAACAUCCUGGAACAUUCCAUGUGGUAAAGGGAAGCCAGACGUAUUCACUAGGGUUUAUAAGUACGUGAAUUGGAUUUCUACGACUGUUGGAAAACUUCCAAUACCUACCUAA
Pieris brassicae (large cabbage white) is the source of this 507-nucleotide messenger RNA. Its product is annotated as chymotrypsin-2-like. Gene Ontology annotation, molecular function: serine-type endopeptidase activity. The transcript is spliced from 3 exons. Lineage: Eukaryota; Metazoa; Arthropoda; Insecta; Lepidoptera; Pieridae. The record is from RefSeq and is a predicted model, not a curated record. Gene Ontology annotation, biological process: proteolysis. The coding region runs from base 1 to 507 and encodes 168 amino acids.